GAGUUCUCCUCCUUCUCAAUUCUUUUGCAGUCUUUCUUAUGAAACAAAUUCGUAUUUCUUCUUAAGGACAGCUAACGGUUAAUUCUGGCUCAAUCGCAUGAGGCCGAAUGGUCUCUUCGACUCCCAAUGCAGGACCCCGAUAAUUUCUCUUUAACGGAAAGCGUCUUCGACUACGAGUAUGAGAACGGUAGACGGUACCAUGCCUACCACGCGGGUGAAUACCCGCUGCCCAACGAUGAGAAAGAACAGGACCGGCUGGAUAUGCAGCAUCAUCUCUACACGCUCCUCUACGACGGCGAUAUCUACCGUGCUCCCAUUUCCAAGGACAUAAAAUAUGCCUUAGAUAUUGGCUGUGGCACAGGAAUUUGGGCGAUUGAGUUUGCUGAUAAAUUUCCUAAUACUGAAGUCAUAGCGACCGAUCUUUCCGCCAUACAGCCCGGGUUCGUUCCGGAAAAUUUGCAAUUCGAGGUUGAUGACGCUGAGGAUGAGUGGCAAUUUAGUCAUACUUUUGACUACAUACAUCUUGGAACUCUGGCAGGAAGCAUAGCGGACUGGCCACGCUUACUACAACAAGCAUAUGACAACUUGGCCCCUGGAGGGUGGAUAGAGCUCAUUGAUUUCGAGGCAUGGGCAUCCACAGAUGAUGACAGUCUUCCGCCGGAUUCGGCAUAUGCUCAAUUUCAGACACUGUUAGCCGAUGCGGCCAGGAAAUUUGGCAAGGAACUUAAUCUAGCAGCACGGUUUCGUGAGAUGGUAGAAGAGGCUGGGUUUGUUAAUGUCGUGGAUGAGCGUCGAAAGGCGCCUCUAUCGCCCUGGCCCGCGGAUCCGAGGCUGAAAACUCUCGGGGAAUACAUGCGAAUCGUCAUGGCUGACUCUCUUGAGCCUUAUUGCCUGGCUCUAUUCACCCGAGUACUGGAUUGGAACAACACGAUGAUUCAGGCUCAGCUUGCUGGUGUGCGGCAGGAUUUGAGGAAUAUGGACUUUCACAUCCAUACUACUGCCCAUUGUGUUUACGGACAAAAGCCAUUCUCAUGACCGUUACGAAUAUUUAAUUAGCGUUUCAAUUUGUCGAAGCAUACCCCGAAGUCACUUCUACACAGUAUCAAGCUGAUAUUUCAUUUCACCCUCUACACCCACCUGCCAUCCAUGCAUCCCUUCUGACAUAUCACAAACCCCCCCGACCCUAACACGUCCACAGCCUUCCUGGUGUUGAUAUUUAAAUUGUCGAAAAUUUUCCGAGAGCCCAGGAAGAGCUUGAAAUCUACCAGUGCUUGAUGUACCUUACAAACUCCCGAACCCUCUUGAGACGCCCCCGAAUUUAAAGAUCGCAACAAUGUCAUUGCCUAACGGACUGUUGCAACCGGUUACGAUAUGAUCGCCCCUGGCCACCUGAAAAGAACAGCCCGAACGGAACGGUGACAUCUAUUGAUUAACAGGGAAGGAAUUGCAUUUUACAUGAGAAUAAAAAUUCAAAUGUUCUCGGUGGGAGCAUGGAUAAUUAUUACCACUCUAAUGAUAUGGGAGAUACAAGAAAAAA
This is a messenger RNA of Coccidioides immitis RS, 1537 nucleotides long. Its product is annotated as TAM domain methyltransferase. The transcript has 4 exons. Lineage: Eukaryota; Fungi; Ascomycota; Eurotiomycetes; Onygenales; Onygenaceae. Gene Ontology annotation, molecular function: methyltransferase activity. The record is from RefSeq and is a predicted model, not a curated record. The coding region runs from base 127 to 1035 and encodes 302 amino acids.